This is a messenger RNA of Archocentrus centrarchus (flier cichlid), 5113 nucleotides long. It is a transcript of the gene slc25a14, whose product is annotated as solute carrier family 25 member 14. The coding region runs from base 170 to 1030 and encodes 286 amino acids. Gene Ontology annotation, biological process: transmembrane transport. The record is from RefSeq and is a predicted model, not a curated record. The transcript has 9 exons. Lineage: Eukaryota; Metazoa; Chordata; Actinopteri; Cichliformes; Cichlidae.
UGAAAUGGAAAGCUAACAGAAGGUGAGAAGUUUUUCGCUUGCAUCUUAUUAAAGUCAAUGCAUGGUUAUGCUCUGAGACACGGGAAACCAAAUCGUAUAGAAGGUCGCGGAUUUUGUCGACCCCACAGCAGGGCUGCAGCAGGUGGAAGCAGCGGCCGCGGCCACGGAGAUGGCCAACUUGAACUGGAAACCGUUUAUCUACGGAGGGAUGGCCUCGAUUGUCGCAGAAUUCGGCACAUUUCCCAUUGACCUGACUAAGACCCGACUACAGGUCCAGGGUCAGUCCCAGUACACAGAGGUGCGCUACAGGGGCAUGUUUCAUGCCCUGUUCAGGAUUGGGAAGGAGGAAGGCAUUCGGGCGCUCUACUCUGGGAUUUCCCCGGCUCUUUUGAGACAAGCCUCUUAUGGCACAAUCAAGAUAGGAACCUACAACUCUCUGAAGAGGCUAUUUGUCAGUCGGCCAGAAGAUGAGACGAUGGUCAUCAACGUCUUCUGUGGCGUCGUGUCUGGAGUACUGUCCUCUUCUUUGGCCAACCCUACAGAUGUUCUCAAGAUCAGAAUGCAGGCGCAGGGCAGCCUGCUCCAAGGCAGCAUGAUGUCAAACUUCAUUAACAUCUACCAGACAGAGGGUACCAGGGGGCUGUGGAGAGGUGUCAUCCCCACAGCACAGCGAGCAGCUAUUGUUGUCGGAGUGGAACUUCCCGUCUAUGACAUAACAAAAAAGCACCUCCUUCGCUCAGGCCUCAUGGGAGAUACCAUUUUAGCGCAUUUCAUUUCAAGUUUUGCGUGUGGCUUGGCGGGGGCACUGGCCUCCAAUCCUGUGGACGUGGUCCGGACUCGAAUGAUGAACCAGCGGGUCUUGUCUGGAAACCCUAUUUACAAAGGAACACUGGAUGGACUAAUGCAGACGUGGAAGAAUGAGGGCUUCUUUGCUCUCUACAAGGGAUUUUGGCCUAACUGGCUACGAUUGGGUCCUUGGAACAUCAUUUUCUUCAUCACCUUUGAGCAGCUGAAGAAGCUCCCGUUUUAAAAAAAAAAAGAGCCAGCAGUGGGACUGUACGGGUCUGUUGGACUGUCAGAGAUAAGUGGGGCAUGAGCGCGGCAGCACCAGGAGAUUUGGCAUGACUACAUUCACACUUCCUUUGAACCAGUAUCAGUGAUACGGCACAGUAUCACAGUAUCCCUGCUCUUUUUGUCCUUUUUUUUUCUUUUUUUUUAAGUUUAUUUAUUUAUUUAUUUUUAUUGUUUUGGUUCUCAUAAAGUUUUAAAGACUGCUGUGUUAAAUGAUUACUCUUACUGUUUUACACUCCUCGGGCAGCUAAAUGCAUGGUUUUAGCAAAAGAGUGCAAGCUUAGAGGACAGUGUCUUUUUUUUUUGUUGUUGUUGUUGUUUAGCUGUGAGGAACACAGAGUCUAGUGUCGAUUGCACGAGUGGAUUUUUAAACCCGGGCUUUCACAGAAGACAGAGUGGACAAUUUCUAAUUAUUUGCUCAGGAUUCCUACACGCAGCUGGAAAACAUAGUUUAUAGAGUUAGGAGGGGAAAGGGUGAAGUGUAGAAAGCUUAGUUUCAGGGGAAGUUUGCUGGGGAAAUAUCUCAUAAUUUAACUGCUGAUUAGUGAGGAAUAGCACGGAUGAGUGGUACACAUGACAAAGUGACUGUUGCAGGUAGUCACAGUACUGAGAGAUGAAGGUAAAACAAAGCUGACACUGAAACAAAGAGAUGAUGUUUCUUUAAAUGAGUUGGCUUCUGUUGGUUUUGGUUUUACAGUCAGAAAUCUGAACCAAAGCCUGUGUAGAGUCAAGGCACACAUUAGCUCUCUUAUUUUUAUCAUUUUAAUUUUUAAGUAACACCUGUUUCCAAGCAGCCAGUCCUUAAUAAAGAGGUUUCUUUUGUUUGUUCUUUCAGUUCUGUUCACAUUGUAUCUGAAUCAAUACCAGGAGGUAAUCAGUUGUGACCUUGGUGCCACACUAAUAAGAGAACAAUCAGUACAUAGUGUAAAUGGCUGUACAGACACAUUCGCACACAGAGCUGGAUGUAUUUUACCCGAGGCAUGUUCAUGUACAUACACUGCCUUAUCUUUCCUCUUUUAACCUCAGUUGUGCCAAAUUGCAUUCACCCCCCCACCCCCCAACACACACACACACACACACACACACACACACACACACACACACACACACACACACACUUCCUUUCAGUCCUUGCAGGAAGUCACUGUAGGUAAUAUAGAUGACCAGUGACAGCAUGUGUAAAUCACAUUCUCUGAGCUCCACCACAUGUAAAACAGACUAAAUGCAUGGUUAAUUUAUUUUUAAUUGGUUGUUUAAGUUUGAUUUAUUUAAGUUUUUUUUUUUUUCUCUCUUCUCAUUUUGUGUCCUGGGGUUGGUCAAAUGUUUGUCAUCCCAGGUGCAGUUUUUUUGGCUUACUAUAUCAAAAUCCUUAAACAGCACUGCACGCUGUUUCCUGCUCUGCAGUGCUGGGUUAUAUUUGAGUAACAUUUUGUGAACCAGCCGCGCUCCACAUUGGUCAUAUUCAUCUAUGUUGGUGUGCCAUCUUUCUCUCAAGUGCUAAGAAACAUGAUUGGAUUUUGUGAAUCCAUUUCUUCCUCUAACUGCUUCAGCCUGCUUCCUCUGCUUUUGAUUAAAAGACACAUAUAGUGGCCGUUGGUACUGACAUGAAUCAUUGUAGCUGCAGAAAUGUUUGUUUUUAGGGCGUACUCACACUAGCUACAGUGGCCUUGUAUCCCACCCAAGCUCGCCCCCUCCCCAUUCCUCUACAUCCUGCACUCACGAUGUUCUUAACUGUAACUAUCUACACUUCAUUUGUAUCCACAUCUCUUUCACACUCGCUCGAGCUCUCUUUCAAGCACGCACACUUUGGGCAGCACUCUUGCGUAGCACAGUUAUGUUCAUGAUUUUAUGCAUCUUGUAGUUUAAUUGGAGCAGUUUCAGAAGGACUACUUAACGCAAUUUUCAUGAAGGCAGCUGUUAAAGAAGCAGUUAAGUUGUGUGCUUGGGCCUGGGCCUGCCUCUUCAAGCAGAGCAGGGAACCGUGUCAAACUGAACUUUGGGGCACAGGACUGACUGAUUUUAUCCUUCAUUGAUCCUGACGUUACAAUCCUAAAUAAAACAGACGCAGUCUUCCGAUCUAAAUGCUGUUGUCCUGUGCAUAUUUUUUAUUAAAGUCACUAUUAGAGAAUAAUGUGUUUCCCAAGGAGAUGCUGGUCAAUUUUACUUCUCCCCAAACUGCUGUAACAUUAGGCAUUUUUUUUUUCCCCCCAGUUUUUGUUCCACAGUUUGUAAUCUGUCAAUGCCACACUUAAAAAGACUUGAGAAAUGUUGGUUUUAUUUCUGAGUAUACUUCAUUUUGUUAUUUUCUAGUGUAAAGUGCUGCUUUCAGAGGCCACUUUAAAAUAGGUUUUCACAGAGACCUGGGAGAGUUGUGGUGGUAACAGCCUUACGCUUUACAUAGAUCGCCUGUUAACGAUGAUAUUCUGUGACUCUGUUCUUCCUGUUCUGAUGUCUCAUCACGGCAGUGAGAGUCCAUAUUUUUGUGUUUCAGUUUUAUGUCUGCACACUCUGAGUUAAGGAGUCAGGUUGAAGUGAGAUGUCAGGUGGGAAUGCAGCUACAUAAGGAUGUUUUUCACAUUAUCUCAUUCAAAUUACAGAACAUAUUUUCUUAUUUUCCUCUUUUAAUGUGCUGUAAAACCAGGAGUGAUGACUGACAUUCAUGCACUAAUGUUCAUAUUUCACGUUUUCACGACGAAUGUAUGUGACAUCACAGUGGGGUUAAUUCACUUUCUGCUUUUUUGUUAUGUCUACAGUUCAAAUGUUGGAGGCUAUUAAACAUCAGUGACACAGAUCGCUCUGAACACUUUAAGUUUCAGAUAUAUAAUUUUUUUCUUCACUUUUGGAUCUGUAUGAGAGUGGAUAUCCCAAAUAUGUUCAUCAUAGAGGCACAGCUGCAACUGUGAUCACAGAAAACUCACCUACCUGCUGUUUGUGAGGGGCAGCCAAUUAGAAGGUUUGCUUCAGAUAUGAUGAACUGAGGGGCUGAACAAAGGCCCAGUAUUGUGGAGCUGGAAAUGAGAUCCACUUUUAAUGUUAUGUGAAAAGAUCAGCUUUUAAACAUCCAAAGUCUUUUCUGACUGUCCAGUAUUUGGAACCCUGAUUGUAGAGUUAUUUCACAAAAUUUGGCGGCAUCGGGUUUGAUAGUUUUGUUUUAAGCUAACAUUUCUAAUCAUCUCAAUAUGACAGUCUAUGGAUUUGUCUAUUUAUGUGACUCUCUUCAGUUAACCUGAAGUCAAGACAUUUCUUAUUUAUUUGUAUGUAUGUUUUUAUUUGAACUGUUAACGUGCCAUGGGUGGACCGCAUCAACACUUCACAUUUUUGGGGCCUUGUAAUUUUUCCCACCGGUGUGUGUGCCAUGUUUUUUUUGUUGUUGUUUGUUUGUUUUUAACAACAUUUCUUUUGUUUUCUCUUUAAGUCUAAAAGGUCACUUUCCCUUCAGGCACGUGGUCCCUGUUAUCUACUUUUACCUUUCUUUGUAUCACAUUAACAAAAGUAAAAACUGUUACACGGCACCGGCCAUUAAUUUAGUUUGAUUUUUGGGCAUCUGCGAUCAUGACAGUCUGAAGGGAAAUGAUUUUCUCUGGACAGUUACCGUAUUGCUUUGGUUGUUGAGUUAUACUUUAUGGAAACGCAUCAUCAAAAGUAAGGCACCGUCUACAAAAAGGAAUGCUCUGUGUCCUACUAAGUUGAGAUAUUAAAGUUUUCAUCAUUCUGCUGUUUAAAAAAAUGUUAAUAGUGGAACUUUAUAACUGAAAAAUUCUCACCUUCCUUUACAGUACAAAAGCAGAAGGAAUAUCCUGAUAUUUUGUAACUGUUUUCUUCACUCCCUCUGAUCAUUUGCACUUUGGUGUGUGCUCAGCUUUUAUCAUUGCUGUCUAAAGACUUUCUUGUUCACUUAAUAAAUUUCUACGCUGGAGGUUUUAAGUAGAGAGUAAUUUUUUUUUUUUUUUUUGACAGAGUGGGAUUGGCUUUAUAUAAAUUCACUGUUCACUCAUAAUAAAAUAUAUGCUGUGAUUUUUAAUUUUCUGUAUUUUUGUAUAUU